Molecule: messenger RNA, 1567 nt
Organism: Rosa chinensis
Lineage: Eukaryota; Viridiplantae; Streptophyta; Magnoliopsida; Rosales; Rosaceae
Exons: 7
Coding region: 266-1567 (433 amino acids)
Source: RefSeq, a predicted model, not a curated record
UCCAUUGACUCCACUUUUGAUUACAGAAAUUGAGAAGAAAAUUGGGUUUUGUAGGGGAUGUGGGCAGCGUCUACUUCAGGCCCAACCAUCCUAUGAAGCCACAUCGGCUAUGUACGACCCAUCACCUUAUGUUCUCAUAUGAUCUCCACAAGAAGACCCACAAGGCAUAUCUGGUGGAGUUGGAAGAAGCUGUAGACUCAGUUUGACUAGUGGAGUGAGCUUGACAGCUAUUGUUGGUAUUGAUUGCAGGAGCUAGACUUAUGAUAUGGCCCCUUCACAGUCAGCAAGUGUAGCAAAGAAGAUGAAGUCUAAGGAAAAGCGAUUGAAGACUAAGAAGACAAAGUCUUUAAAAGAGUCAACAUCAACAACAUUUUCUGAAGGAUCUCAUUCGAAGAAGUCUAAGACAAAAGCAGUUGAAUCAACUGGGGGUCUUAAGCUGCUGAAGCGGCAUGCAGUGACUAUGUCACGCAUUACAAGUCGUAAGACUCGUAGACAGAAGAAGAUGGUGCUUUUUAAUCGAAAAGGCACUCCAUGUGGGAAGGUGGCUAAGGAAUUGCAGUCCUACAUAGGUGUAUUGGCACGAAGGAAGGUACCAAUCAUAAUACCAAAUUGGAAAGAUGCAACGGCUGAAGAGAAAGCCAAAAUAUGGUCACGUGUUCAGAUUCCGUUUACGCUUGGUCCUGAAAACAAGAAAAUGGUUUUGAAAUCUGCUGCAACAAAGUGGAGGGAAUUCAAAUCUCGAUUGACUUCAAACUAUGUUAUCCCCUAUUUGGAUGACCCUGAAGCGUUGAAGUAUCCUCCAGAUGAUUACCCUUUCAUAAAUGCAGAUCAUUGGACUGAAUUUGUCAAAUCACGGACAACACUCUCAUUCUUGGAAAAGCGUAAAGCACAACAAGAAAGGCGCAAACAGAAUAAAUAUCCUCAUAGACUGUCCCGCAAGGGUUAUGCAGGGUUGGAGGAAGAGUUGGCUAAUGAAAUCGAUGAUGAAGAAAUUGAUAGGGCCACACUCUGGAUCAAAGGGCGGCAGUCCAAGAAUGGCAAUUUCAAGGAUGAAGAGACAAAAAAAACUGCUGAAAAAAUAGAUGCCUUGAAGAAAAGGGUUGCUACUGGAGAACUAUCCAUUGAGGGAAGUGAUGAUAUCUUGACAUUGGCAUUGGGGACUCCUGAGCACGGGGGAAGAGUGCGUGGAGUUGGAGGUCAAAUGAAUCCCUCUACUUACUUCAAUCUACCUAAACGUAGAAAGCAGAGCUUAGAAGCAACAGUUAGAGUUAGUGUGCAGAAAAUAAUGUUAGAGGAGAAAGAGAAGAUAGUCGAGGACGCAAGGGAGAAGAUAAUUGAGGAAGCAAAGGAAAAGAUUGUUGCAAAGGAACGAGCAUUUUGGGCGGUUAAGAUUGCAGAACUUGAAGCAAAGAUACAUGCAACUCAAGAUGGAAAUUGUGCUACUCCUCAGACACAUGUUUCUGGUCAAGGAAGUUGUUCACGCACAGCUGAUCAAAUUGCUCAAGAACAAGCAAAAGCUAGAUUGGAAGAAGAAGACGUUAACCGUGUGGAUGGAAAAGCAAUUUGA